AUGUUUCGGUUGAGGAAUGAUCAGAUAAUACAGUUGGAAGAACGAAAGCAAGAGUCGGGGCAACAGGUGCGAGUUCUUGAGAAUGCUGCCUUGCGAGCUGGAGACGAAAUGCGCACCAGUUCUGCCUCACUGGCCCAAGGUGAUGCUGAGUUGGUUGAGCUGCGUGAGGCUCUUGCUGCUUCCCAAGCCGCACACACUGCGGCGACAAAACGCAGCGAGGAGAUUCGUGCUGAAUUGCUGGGUACUGUUGAAGAACAGCAACAGGAAUCCGAUCGCACUCUGUGCCAGAAGGAAAAACAGAUCGGAGUCCUGCAAGAGAGUCUCAGCUCCUUGCAAAAGGAAUCCGACAAGAGUUCAAAGCAAAAUGUACGGUUGAAGACACCUCAGAAAACUCCCAAGAGUAUACUUGAACAACCUGGUUCUGAGUGCAAACGACGUCGAGUGUGUCUAAUUUCGCCAGAAAGAACUUCAGAAGUAGAGGAUACUCAAGAGGGGCGAAAACCGAAAGGUCUCAUUUUGAUUCAAUGGGAACAGUGGAUCUGGGGAUGCAACACCUGA
Molecule: messenger RNA, 558 nt
Organism: Rodentolepis nana
Lineage: Eukaryota; Metazoa; Platyhelminthes; Cestoda; Cyclophyllidea; Hymenolepididae
Source: the annotation of a GenBank genome assembly